This is a messenger RNA of Haliaeetus leucocephalus (bald eagle), 1951 nucleotides long. It is a transcript of the gene KLHL17, whose product is annotated as kelch-like family member 17. The record is from RefSeq and is a predicted model, not a curated record. The coding region runs from base 122 to 1894 and encodes 590 amino acids. The transcript is spliced from 12 exons. Gene Ontology annotation, molecular function: protein binding. Lineage: Eukaryota; Metazoa; Chordata; Aves; Accipitriformes; Accipitridae.
CCGGCGGGUAGCGGUGCGGGGGUUAGCGGGGCGACCCCGCAGCAUCCCACGGGCUGGGCCCUCGCUGCACCGUUGAGCCUGCCGGUAAGAAGGGAAAGCCCACCAUCUACCACCUGCAGCCAUGGAAGGGGGUGUGCAGCUCCUCAACCGCGACGGCCACAGCAUCUCCCACAACUCGAAGCGGCACUAUCAUGACGCCUUCGUGUGCAUGAACCGCAUGCGGCAGCGAGGGCUGCUCUGCGACAUUGUGCUCCAUGUGGGCACCAAGGAGAUCAAGGCCCACAAGGUGGUGCUGGCGUCGUGCAGCCCGUACUUCCACGCCAUGUUCACAAAUGAGAUGAGCGAGAGCCGCCAGACGCACGUGACGCUGCACGACAUUGACCCACAGGCCCUGGAGCAGCUGGUGCAAUACGCUUACACGGCUGAGAUUGUGGUGGGCGAGGGGAACGUGCAGACACUUCUUCCUGCUGCCAGCCUGCUUCAGCUCAAUGGUGUGCGGGACGCUUGCUGCAAGUUCCUGCUCAGCCAGCUUGACCCAUCCAACUGCCUGGGGAUCCGGGGUUUUGCUGACACGCACUCCUGCAGCGACCUCCUCAAGUCUGCGCACAAGUAUGUCCUCCAACACUUCGUGGAGGUGUCCAAGACAGAGGAGUUCAUGUUGCUGCCUCUUAAACAGGUGCUGGACCUCAUUUCUAGUGACAGCCUCAAUGUACCAUCAGAGGAGGAGGUGUACCGGGCUGUGCUCAGCUGGGUCAAACAUGACGUGGACAGCAGAAGACAGCAUGUUCCCAGGCUUAUGAAGUGCGUGCGGCUGCCCUUGCUGAGCCGGGACUUCCUCAUGAGCAACGUGGACACGGAGCUGCUGGUGCGGCAUCAUUCGGAGUGCAAGGACCUGCUGAUCGAAGCCCUCAAGUACCACCUCAUGCCGGAGCAGAGAGGGGUCCUCAGCAACAGCAGGACGAGGCCGCGGCGCUGCGAGGGGGCCAGCACCGUGCUCUUUGCUGUGGGUGGGGGGAGCCUGUUCGCCAUCCACGGGGACUGCGAGGCCUACGACACGCGGACGGACCGGUGGCACAUGGUGGCCUCCAUGUCGACUCGCAGGGCCAGAGUGGGAGUCGCUGCCAUUGGGAACAAGCUGUACGCCGUGGGCGGCUAUGAUGGGACCUCUGAUUUGGCCACAGUGGAGUCCUACGACCCUGUCACCAAUUCCUGGCAACCUGAGGUGUCCAUGGGCACCAGGAGGAGCUGCCUGGGUGUAGCAGCACUUCAUGGGCUUCUCUAUGCUGCUGGGGGGUACGAUGGGGCCUCGUGCCUGAACAGCGCAGAGCGGUACGACCCUCUGACAGGCACCUGGACAUCCAUCGCUGCCAUGAGCACCAGGAGACGCUACGUCCGGGUGGCAACGCUAGAAGGCAACCUCUAUGCCGUUGGGGGAUAUGACAGCUCAUCCCACUUAGCCACAGUAGAAAAGUAUGAGCCCCAGAUCAACACCUGGACGCCCAUUGCCAAUAUGCUAAGCCGUCGGAGCAGCGCAGGAGUGGCCGUGCUGGAGGGGAUGCUCUAUGUGGCUGGCGGCAACGAUGGGACCAGCUGCCUUAACUCUGUCGAGCGCUACAACCCCAAAACCAACACCUGGGAGAGCGUGGCACCCAUGAACAUCCGCAGGAGCACCCACGACCUGGUAGCCAUGGAUGGGUGGCUGUACGCAGUGGGUGGCAACGACGGGAGCUCCAGCCUCAACUCCAUCGAGAAGUACAACCCCCGUACCAACAAGUGGGUUGCGGCCUCGUGCAUGUUCACGCGCCGGAGCAGCGUGGGGGUGGCCGUGCUGGAACUCCUCAACUUCCCACCCCCCUCCUCGCCCACGCUGUCGGUGUCUUCGACGAGCCUUUGACAAAGAAUCAGGACCUACCUUACCUCAAGGGGACAGGGGUGCCUGGCGGAGCGCUAG